AUGGACGUACUUUUAUUAACCRAAUUGGCCCUCUCUCUGAAGGAAGGGAUUCAGAAAUUGCUGGAUAUCGACACUUCACCAAAAGUUACAACCAUCAGCAGUUGUAAACCUGAACCAGAAGAUGACAGCUCGUCUAUUAACCCUACGGUUGACAUGAUAGAGGUGCUCUUAAUUACUGCAAGUCAGAAGCAGCAGCUGGAAGCUGUGCGCUAUUCCUCUCGCUACGCUCUGGGGCUGUUUUACGAAGCCGGUACCCGGAUUGAUGUCCCCUGGUCUGCGCAGUACGUCACCGGUAAUCCCUGCGUGCGCUUCAUCUCCAUCGAUAACAAGAAACGCAAUAUAGAGUCUCCUGAAAUUGGACCAUCUGUCGUCGUUCACACCACUGUGGCAUUUGGGCACGAUCACCUGGACUCAGAUCCUGCGGAGGUGCAGCAGUUAAUUCUCAGUCACCUGGAGAGCCUUGUGCCGUCUCUGCCUAAACCAGCCAGUGUCAAGUGCCAGAAAUGGAGAUAUUCCCAGGUUACAAAGGCUGUACCCGAUUGUCCAGGACACAUGAUUCUUCAUACUGAACCUCUCCUAAUUUGUGGGGGUGAUGGAUUUACUCAUUCCAACUUUGAUGGCUGUAUAGAUUCUGCCAUGAGCCUUGCGGAAGCCGUAAAGUCUUAUUUAUAGCAAUUUCAAAGUCAUCUGCUAUACAAAGUCUGGAUUUAUGAYGAAUUUUACAAUGUUAGAUUGAAUUCUAGUU
Nothoprocta perdicaria is the source of this 745-nucleotide messenger RNA. RefSeq names its product renalase, FAD dependent amine oxidase (gene RNLS). The coding region runs from base 1 to 672 and encodes 223 amino acids. Gene Ontology annotation, molecular function: oxidoreductase activity, acting on NAD(P)H. Gene Ontology annotation, cellular component: extracellular region. The record is from RefSeq and is a predicted model, not a curated record. NCBI's taxonomy places the organism in Eukaryota, Metazoa, Chordata, Aves, Tinamiformes, Tinamidae. The transcript has 5 exons.